AGUAAUAAAGUAUCAAGUUUUUCAGUAAUCAAGUUUUCAGUGUUCUCAGUACAGUAAUAAAGUUUUCGACCGAAACAGCAUGUCAGUACGUCAACAACGCACCAAAAUUCCGAGAGAGGCACUUAUGUACUUUCCGGGUGAGGAAAGUCUCGGCAUAGUGAAGACAAAUCUGAUCACCGGUGAUAUGUAUGCUGGAGCAGACGUUGAUGUUUUGUGGGAAGGGAAGUUAGUGCCUGCUACCAUUCGUGAAAUGUCAAAUAAUCCACACGAAUUGCUGUCUCUACAACGGGAACUGUUACGAAAAGAUAAACGGAAAAGAGACGAGACUUCAGACAGUUCCGAUGAACAUGAUGUGGCAACAACUUCGAUUAAGAAGAUUAACCCGAAGACACCAACCUCGAAGACGUCAAGAAGAAUAAAGGGCAAAAAGUCGACCAAUAAAGUUAUCCACCAAAACAGUAUGUCGGUACGUAAACAACGCUCAAAGAUUCCGAGAGAAGCGCUUGUGUACUUUCCGGACGAGGAAAGUCUCGGCAUAUUGAAGACCUGUCUGAUCACUGGUGACCUGUAUGUUGGUGCAGACGUUGAUGUUUUGUGGGAAGGGCAGUCAGUGCCUGCUACCAUUCGUCAAAUGUCAAAUAAUCCGCACGAAUUGCUGUCUCUACAAUGGGAACUGUUGCGAAAAGAUAAACGAAAAAGAGACGAGACUUCAGACAGUUCUGAUAAUUAUGACGAUGUGGCAACAAGUUCGAUCAAGAAGACUAACUUUAAGACAUCUACUUCGAAGACGUCAAAGAGAGUAAAGGGCAAAGAGAUUCCUAGCGUAGACCUAUUAUUACAAAGCGAGUCGGCAGAGAACAGAGCCAUACAAGAGGGGGACAAGUGUCCAUAUGGUGAGGGUGAUUUUGCUGCGAUGGAGGCCACACUUCAGCAGAUGGGUGCUCCCGAAUGGUUUAUGGAAUAUGCGAUAACAAUUAACAGCCGCGUCUUGGAAAUUAUCAACAUGAUGUCGGAGCUUCGCGAUCAACGUCAGGCUGGAGCAGUACCGAAACCUCCUAUUCCCAACAUUCUAGCCGAUGACAGACGACUUCGACGAAAACCAUCCCAGUCUGUGAACCAGUGAAAGACCACAGCGACGUAGUAACCUGCAGAAUCAAACCAAACGGCUCUUUUCAGAGCCACCAUUCGAACAAAAGAGAUGAAGCAUUAUGAUGAAAUACAAGGUCACCCCACCAUUCCCUACACACAUUAGGCCUGCAAUACAUAUAUUAAGUUGAUUGUUAGAAUUAUACAUUAGCACAACAAUAUUAAUUUGACAAUAACGAUUAUUAUUAUGCCUACAUAAUACGUAAAAAGAAUUAAGAAUAAAGUAACAACAAAAAUGAUAAUUAGCAUUUUACAUUAACACAACAAUAUUCGAAAGUAUAAUACAUACUCCAAGUAUUG
Molecule: messenger RNA, 1446 nt
Organism: Anneissia japonica
Lineage: Eukaryota; Metazoa; Echinodermata; Crinoidea; Comatulida; Comatulidae
Exons: 5
Coding region: 80-1123 (347 amino acids)
Source: RefSeq, a predicted model, not a curated record